Coprinopsis cinerea okayama7#130 is the source of this 1598-nucleotide messenger RNA. RefSeq lists its product as hypothetical. The coding region runs from base 6 to 1598 and encodes 530 amino acids. NCBI's taxonomy places the organism in Eukaryota, Fungi, Basidiomycota, Agaricomycetes, Agaricales, Psathyrellaceae. The record is from RefSeq and is a predicted model, not a curated record. Gene Ontology annotation, molecular function: catalytic activity; FAD binding. The transcript is spliced from 13 exons.
CCAAGAUGGGUCGCACAUCUCCUUCAUCGCUCAGAACCCAGGUCCUUGUCAUUGGCGGGGGCCCUGCAGGAGCGUACGCAGCUUCCGUACUUGCACGAGAAGGCUUCCAGACCACUGUCCUCGAAGCCACUAAAUUCCCUCGAUAUCAUAUCGGGGAAAGCAUGCUUCCCUCCGUCACUUCAUUCUUCGAGUUCAUUGGGUUGGAUGAAAAACUUCGCAACCAUGGAUUCUGCUCAAAGCCUGGGGCAGCCGUCAAGUUCAACCAAAGGAAGAAGGAAGGAUACACUGAUUUCCUGAAGAAUAACAGCGAAGGCACCUGGAACGUGGUUCGCUCCGAAUUUGAUGAGAUGCUCCUGAGGCACGCAGGGGAAUCCGGUGCUACCGUCCUUGAAGAACACAAGGUCAUCGAGAUCAAAUUCGAAGAUGUUUCUGGGAAAUCACGGCCUUACUCUGCUGUGUUCACUCGUCCUUCUGGAGAACGAAGUGAGAUACACUUCGACUAUCUCAUCGACGCGUCUGGUAGGAAUGGAAUCAUGUCCACGAAGUACCUGCGCAAUCGAAAGAUGAAUAGUAGCCUUCACAACAUCGCUUGUUGGGGCUACUGGGAAGGGGGCUAUGGCAAAUAUAUGCCUGGGACGCGACGAGAGAAUGCACCCUGGUUCGAAGCACUCACUGAUGAGAGUGGGUGGGCAUGGUACAUCCCUCUCCAUAACGGAACUGUCUCCGUUGGGGUAGUCAUGGACCAGGAUGUCAGCAGCUCGAAGAAGGCGAAAGCUCGUGAAGCAUCUGCAACGGGAGAGCACACCCUAUGUGAUCAUUAUCUACAGCAACUUGAGCUCGUCCCGGGACUUAAGGCUCUUCUUGGGACGGCGACCCUUGUCAGUAAUCAUGUUAAAUCCGCUUCCGACUACAGCUAUUCGGCAGAGCGCUACGCUGGAGACAGAUUCAGAAUUAUUGGAGACGCUUCCGCCUUCAUUGACCCUCUCUUUUCCUCCGGUGUUCACCUCGCUCUCUUGGGUGGGCUGACAGCAGCAUCUACCGUCGCUGCUUCGGUGCGAGGCCAUUGCUCCGAGGAAGAGGCAGCGGAGUACCACCAUGUCAAGAUCGGAGCUGCAUAUACUCGAUUCUUCUUGGUUGUAAUGAGCGCCUAUCGGCAAAUUCGAAGUCAGAACGUCGAUAUCCUUUCGGAUGUCGAUGAAGACAACUUCGACCGAGCUUUCGACAUCAUCCGCCCCGUUAUACAAGGUACAGCUGACGUCGGGCGAACCUUAUCGGAAAGCGAGCUCCAAAAGACCUUGGAUUUCUGCAAAGAUGUCUGGGCUCCAGUAGAUCCCGAAAUGCACGAGAGAGUGGCCUCUCGAUAUGGGUCGGAGCUGCUCUCUCCGGCAGCACCGAUUUUCAAGCCUGAGGACUUGGAUCAAAUUGUGGAUCCCAACGACGAAGAUGCUGUUGACGUAUUCAAGAGGGCAAACGCGAGAAAGAUAGUCGAUCCCAUGUUUAAGGGGAUCUCCAGCUUGGAGUCAGAGCCUGUGAAAGGGUUCAUUACCUGCCUCCAAAGAGGAAGUUUGGGUCUUAUUUACAUCGCAAGCGCCGCCUGA